UGCAUUCUUGUUUUUAUUUUUGAGAAAAUGCGAAUAUGUAUGGUCACAGAUUUUUUUUAUCCAAGUAUAGGUGGAGUAGAAGAACACGUUUUCAAUUUAUCACAGAUCCUAUUAAGCCACGGACAUAAAGUCAUUGUGUUAACACACUGCUAUGGUGAUUGUAGAGGUAUUCGUUACUUAACCAAUGGAUUAAAAGUAUAUUAUUUACCAAUUAAACCGUUCUACAAUCAGUGUAUACUGCCCACAAUUUUAUGUCAAAUACCACUUAUACGAUGCGUACUGUUGCGGGAAUGCAUUGAGGUAGUGCACGGACACUCGGCAUUUAGCACGCUGGCACAUGAAGCCAUGAUUAUUGGCAAUAUGCUGGGCCUGAGGACUGUUUUUACGGAUCACAGUCUUUUUGGGUUUGCUGAUUUGUCAGCGGUUUUCACUAACAAAAUGCUGGAGAUAAAUUUGGCUAAUGUAAACCACUGCAUCUGCGUCUCUCACAUUGGUAAAGAAAACACUGUAUUACGAGCACGCAUACCAAAAGAAAAAGUUUCCGUCAUUCCAAAUGCUGUUGACACUGCCCUAUUUACACCAGAUCCAAGUAAACGACCUGUGGACGGCACAAUUAACAUUGUGGUCGCCUCACGCCUAGUCUAUCGAAAAGGCAUUGAUUUACUUGCUGGCGUAAUUCCUCGUUUUAGGCAUACGCCCAAAAUAAAUUUUAUUAUAGUUGGUGAUGGGCCAAAACGUGAUCUACUUGAAGAAGUACGUGAAAAGGUAAACAUGCAAGAUCGCGUUGAAUUAAUAGGGGCCGUUGAACAUUCCCAAGUUCGCGACAUCCUUGUACGUGGGCACAUUUUUGUAAACACCUCACUCACUGAAGCGUACUGCAUGGCUAUAGUAGAAGCAGCUGCAUGUGGCCUGCAAGUCGUAUCUACCCGCGUGGGUGGUAUACCUGAAGUAUUACCUUCGAAUUUAAUAAUUCUGACGGAACCUGAAAUCGAUUCCGUUUAUCAGGGCGUACUCAAAGCAAUUAACCGGUAUAGGUGCUUUUUUAAUAACCAACGACCGACCUUACUUGGGACUAGUGUCAAUGGCGGUGUUCAUGUUGUGGGGUAUGGUGCUAUGAAAACAGCUCACGAACAAAAAAGUGCGACACUGACAAAAUCACGACAUGUAAACUCAGGUGUGCAUAAGGUAAAACACGCAAAGAAUACCGGAGCUUUUAAGGGUAUUGAAGACAUGGAAGCUGUGCUUUGCCCAUAUAAAUGUAAUGAGAUUGUUUCUACACUGUACAACUGGGAGAAUGUUACGCAAAGGACAGAAAGGGUAUAUGCGCGUAUUUUGGUCGAACCUGAAAAAUCGCUAGGUGCUCUACUUUGGGGUUACCUGCGCAGCAAAGUAUGGCCAUUCCUUUUGGUUAUAUCUAUGGCCCAUAUACUGCUAUUAUUUUUAGAAUAUCUACGACCACGUCGCUAUAUGGAGAAAGCCAAAGAACUGACGCGCUUGCGUAAUCAAUAAACGCUUUUUGUAUUUUCAUACAUAUAUAAAUACUUUUAUUCCUAAAUAUUCUUAAAAUCUACAUAGAUGAGAUUACUAUGAUUACGUAAGGUUUAUUAAAAAUUACCAAUUAACUAAUACCAUCAAUUUGGUUCUGUUUACACUUUUAAG
Rhagoletis zephyria (snowberry fruit fly) is the source of this 1659-nucleotide messenger RNA. RefSeq names its product phosphatidylinositol glycan anchor biosynthesis class A (gene PIG-A). Gene Ontology annotation, cellular component: glycosylphosphatidylinositol-N-acetylglucosaminyltransferase (GPI-GnT) complex. Gene Ontology annotation, molecular function: phosphatidylinositol N-acetylglucosaminyltransferase activity. The record is from RefSeq and is a predicted model, not a curated record. Gene Ontology annotation, biological process: GPI anchor biosynthetic process. NCBI's taxonomy places the organism in Eukaryota, Metazoa, Arthropoda, Insecta, Diptera, Tephritidae.